Cordyceps militaris CM01 is the source of this 3489-nucleotide messenger RNA. RefSeq names its product mitochondrial chaperone bcs1, putative. The record is from RefSeq and is a predicted model, not a curated record. Bases 1 to 3489 code for a protein of 1162 amino acids. The transcript has 9 exons. Gene Ontology annotation, biological process: mitochondrial respiratory chain complex III assembly; protein insertion into mitochondrial inner membrane from matrix. Gene Ontology annotation, cellular component: mitochondrial inner membrane. Gene Ontology annotation, molecular function: ATP binding; ATP hydrolysis activity. Lineage: Eukaryota; Fungi; Ascomycota; Sordariomycetes; Hypocreales; Cordycipitaceae.
AUGAACGCAACACGUAAGGCAGGCAAUUUGUACACCCGGGCUCCAUCAACGCCAAAACCUUUCGGUAUAACGGAUCUCCCGAUCCCAGAGGCUUUCGAUUCGGCAAUGCCGCAGCUUCUUGCUUUGGGUAUUAACAGUUACGGCCCGCUCAUGCUCGUCUUUGGAUUUAUUGCGAUUUUGAAGUCGUACGCUUAUCAGGCUCAGGCAUGCACGGAUGAGAUGUACGAUAUGCUGAUGGCAUGGGUUUCCUCUCAUGGACUCAACGAGGCUGCAAGAUCGAGAAUUGCCCGCGUGAGUGUUGCAUGGGCCAACCAAAAGAGCGAUUCUGGCCUUGUCAAAAAGCCCAUCUCCCUUUCUCCAGGGAAGGGUAGCUUCCCGUUCAGAUUCGAAAAUCACAUCCUCUACUAUCAAGCCGAAACAGUUGUCACUGGGUUCUUCAGCAAAGAAAUAGUCUCCAUCACCUGCAUUGGAAGAAUAAUGAAGGCCAAAAUCACUAUUUUUGAAAAUCGUGGUGAUUUUUGGAAGAAAAGGGUAACAAAAGAAAUUCGGCCACUCUCUACUGUCAUGCUCCCGGAACAGCAGAAGGAAGUAUUGCUUAACGAUGUGCGAGAAUUUGUCGACCCGACAACCCGAGAAUGGUACCGUCAGAAAGGACUCCCAUAUCGGCGCGGCUAUCUUUUCUACGGACCACCCGGCACCGGCAAAUCAAGCCUUAGCUCUACGAUCGCGGGCGAAUUUGGGAUGGAUAUAUACAUUGUCAACAUUCCAGGAGUCGACGAUCAAACUCUUGCGCAAUUGUUCAAUGAGCUUCCAGACAGAUGCGUUGUCUUGCUAGAGGACAUAGAUCCUGUAGCAAUAGAUCGGUCGCGGAGUGGGGAGGAACAGAAACAGCGCAAACAUCCGGUGUCAUUAUCAGGACUUUUGAACACGCUUGAUGGCGUCGCUUCUCGGGAAGGCCGGAUUCUGAUCAUGACAACUAAUUAUAUUAAGCAUUUGGACGAGGCUCUCACCAGACCGGGUCGCAUUGACUUGAAAGUCGAUUUCAACUUGGCGGACGCCAUUAUGGCGGCAAAGUUGUUCAAAUUUAUGUACAAACCUGUUGCCGGGGCCAAACCUUUCCAAGCUAAUGUGUUAGCACGAUGCGCCACAGAGUUUGCUGCUCUUGUUCCAGAAUUCGCGUUCAGCUGUGCGCAGAUCACGUCGUACCUCGCACAGUACCGUAACUCCCCAGCUGCUGCAUUGGAAAACGCCAGGGAGUGGGUUACACGAAUCCUGCGUGAACGAGAAGACAAAUACAGCAAAGUACCUUCUGGCGCGGUGGCGAGGUCUGAGCCAGUUCCUUUUCCGGUAGUUCCAGCAGAAAAUGCUGAGGAAGGACUUAGGGGAAGAAGUGAGAGGAAGUCAGAACCUGGUCACCGAAGAACCAAAAAUAUCUCUCCACUUCCGUUACUCCGUGCUCAGCCUCUGGAAGCCCGGUUGUUUCCAGCAACUGGCACGAUGAAGAAGUCGAUCGAAAGGUGCAAAAGUGGGCACUACUGGUCCGAUAGCAUUAUUCCCAGUGGCGGAGAUCUUUUGCACACUGCCCCUUCGACCGGCAUGACACGCCCAACAGGCCUCGGUCAGAGGCAUGGGAAAUCGCAAAUGAAGCUUUUGCUUUAUUUGGCUGCAAUAACGCGCCUCAUCACAGCUUUUUACCUACGAGGCGCAGCGCCACGUAGCGCAGGCGGCCUGCUGUUCCGCAACACAACAGGUGGCAACCCUAUAACCCCAUUGACAACGUCCAGUGACCAAAAUCCAUCGCUUGUAAAUCUGGACUCGAGCAGCACCCCGGUGACGGUACACACAAACCCCAGCGAUUUAAGCAUAGUGCAGGGCAGUCUAAGCUCGAGCAGCAUUCGUGCAGUAGAAUCGACACAUUCUGAUCCUUUGACUAUUGUCGGGGGUAGUCUAGGUUUGACCAGCAACCCGGCAGUAGAGCCAACAAAUUCCGGGCAUGUGACUACCUCACAGGGUAGGUCAAGCUUAGGCAGCUCUAUAACAGAGUCCGCAGCUCCCACAGAGGUGACCACAGCACUGCAUCGUCCAAGCUCAACUCAAUCCGAAAGCGAGGACAGUGCAGGCCCGGCAAGCACAAUCACGCACAAACCUGAGCCAAGUCGGCCCCCGACGAGCACCAGUGUCCCGAACACACCGUCCACAAACUUUCUCGCAGACUUUUUAAAGCCAUCCUCUCUCUAUUCUGCCAACCCUACCACAGUCAGCCAAUCUAUCACCGAGACUCCAGGCAGCACUGGGACGCCGACGCUCGACAGCACGCUGUCCCGCACCGCACAUAAUACAGCUACUCAGAACGUCAUGUCCCCAUCGCAUCGUGCCUCGGAGAUUGUUGACACUUCUCUCCCGCCUUUGACAGCGACGACGGCAUCUAUUCCUGCCCUCACAUCCAAGCCACAGACGGCUAUACAUAUCGUGGCGAUUGAUGCGAACACAACCGUACAGAGUAGUCUGCUGACCGUCCCCGCACCUGCACCUGCGCCCUCCGGAGACCGAGUUCAUGAGAAUGCAGCUGAGAACACGACCGCCGGCGGCGGCACCAGCCAGACCAUACCAGGUAGUUUCACUAGCCGCAUAACGGCAAGCGCAAUCACGCUCUCCCGGGGUGGGGCAACCCCUUCCACAAUCCUCACCGAGGUACCUACCCAAGCGUCUCCGUCUGGCCAAAUCCAGGCAUCUGUGACGGGGUUGCCACGCGUCAUUUUGCCUGGUAGGAUAUUCCAAAUGCUACCGGCCGCUUUGGCACAAGGGACCGUCCAGCGCAGCGCGAUAGAGGUCACCAAGCUGGUUCCCUACGACAGGCUAGCCACCACGGGAUACAUCACUACCAUUGCAAAGCUGUACUAUCCAAAAGCACUUGUGGACCAAUUACAGAGAGAUAUUCUCAACCCCAACUCUGACAUCUACACCAAGGGAGGAGACCGCAGUCACAACGCGACAAUAUGUUCCUCUCCACCAUCACCACCUACCAUGGAGACUCAUGCUAUGCCCACGUCUAUCUACUGCGGAAGACAGUUUUGCUCCUUUGUGGUCGCAGCCGGCUCCGCCCAUGCAUCCACUGUGCAGCACAGCGGCCAGGGGCUGUUGCUGAGCGCCAAAAUAGGACCAGUGGAGAGUACUCGACUUAGCCGGAAGCUGCCUCCCUCGAGCCUAGUCGAAAGCUGCCACCCCCCAGAGAGUGAGAAGCGGCGCAUGUACACGCAAGCGAAAAGUAUCCGAAAGCUGGGAGGGGUGGUUCUUGGCGCUCGGCUGAUGUGGACGCUAUAUUUGGGCCUGGAGGAGAGCGAGAUCUGGCGCGUGACUGAUCAACGAGCCACGCCGGCCGUGCAUGGUUUACUGGCCAAGCAAGAUGUCUUUCGUUACAGGAGAGGGCAAACGAGUGUCACCUUUGGUUCAGCAAGAACAAAAGUGGCCACUGUUAAACCUGUGGGGUAG